Messenger RNA from Pseudophryne corroboree (corroboree frog), 2499 nucleotides. RefSeq lists its product as uncharacterized. The transcript has 9 exons. The record is from RefSeq and is a predicted model, not a curated record. Lineage: Eukaryota; Metazoa; Chordata; Amphibia; Anura; Myobatrachidae. Bases 288 to 1181 code for a protein of 297 amino acids.
AGAGCUGGCACUGGCUGCAGCUAGGAGGAGCUCCAGAGCACAGCUCCCCUCCGGCCCUUCCAGUUAAGCAAGCUGAGUAAAGCUCUCUGUUCCUCCGUCCGGCUGAUGAUAGCCAAAGGUAUGUCACAGUGCUUUCAAACCAGUACAUCACACAUAGACAAGAAGUGUCGGCUGUGUUUUUCCCUGGACAGCGGUGGAGCCUGGACAGCGUUUUUCAUAACACAUAAGCAAAUCUGGACUGCAGCCUCACCAGCGCGCCAGUCAGCUGAUUAAGACCUUGGAAGACCAUGAACAGUCUUUACUGCUGGUUUAUAAUCCUCCUCUUUUGUCUUCAAAGCCGUAUGUUAUCCAAUGUAUCCAAUGAAGAGAUCAUACAUGUAUCUGCCACAGUGGGAGGGAAUGUGACGCUGCCAGUCAGAGGAUUACAAGGAUUUACAGACAUAGACUGGAUGAGAGUUGGCGGGAAUAACUUUGCUACAACAACACCGGAUGGGAAUGUAGAUAUUCGGGAAGAUGAUUAUAUAGGAAGACUGUACGGUUCUAAUGAUGGUUCUCUAACCAUAACUAAUUUAACAGCGGGACUCUACACCGCGAAUAUACAGCUAUCUGAUGGGAAAUACAUUUAUAGAACGUAUAAUGUCAGCAUUUCAGGCAAGCUACCGGAUAAUGAGAUUGUGACUCAUGACGAAACCUCUGCUACAGAUCCCUGCAGCGUGUCCUGUAGAAUAGAUGGGGCCAAUAUGACUCUCACCUGCGGCAUAAAUAGCACACAUGAUAUAGAUGGGCUGUAUGACCCCAAUAUCUGCACCUGUAUUACACCAAAUGCAAACUGCAGCCGCUGUAUCCUGGAGAAAUCCUGCAGUACAGGUGGGAAUACAGACUCUACAUCUUCUCUGGCUCUGAUUUGUUCACCUGUGGCAGUGGUGGUGGUGGUGCUGUUAGUAAUAUCAGUGCUGUACUGCAUACGGUAUAGGGUAAAACGUUAUGAAAAACAUGACCCGUGCCUGGGAACUCUAAGCACCCUCCUGAGCCAGAGAAGCGUUGACCAGGAAAAGCCACUGGAAGCUGAUCCACUGCAGAAUGAAAGCUCACAUACAGUCAAGAAGCUUCCCUCCAAGAUGACUACAGCUUCCUGGUUGCACCGACUAGCAAAAACUCAUCGUACAUCCAUCACAACAUGAAGAGGCACUCAGGAGUGUAUGUCUGACUAUCUGAUGGAGAGACAUUACAGGCACCAUCUAAGUCUGACAAUUCUCUGGACGAUUGUCCUGGCUCUAUAACUGUGCUGUUUUCAAGAUUGGCUCGCUGUGGUCAGCAGAAAACAUACAGUCAGUGUUUCAUCUCUUAACAAGUCAUUAUCAGGAUGUGUUAUGGAGAGUCAACACCGGAAGCAGCAGAAUGUCCACAAACCAUAACGCAGCUUGUGUCCCAAUAUACGGUAACUUUCACCACUGGAUUAUAUCCUGGAUUCUGACUGUCCUCCAGUGCUCACAUUUUCUCUGGGGCCUAAUCUUUAUUCCGUAGAAAGAAAGAAAAGAAAAUGAUGUCAUCGCCUGCAGUUCCAUACAUUUAUUAAACGUUUUCAGGCACUAAGGAAUAUGGCUGUAGCAGCUGCAUUUGCAGUCAGACCUUCAUGGAGUUCCUGCAAUUGCUACACUGUCGCAUGCACCAGUCUAAUGUCCAGGGGGAAGGGGUUGUCUAUAUUCUGGGGCAGGGUGUGUUAAUGUCCCUGGGAGUGUGGGGGGGGGGGGGUGGAUCACCUGCGCAGAGAAUGGAAGCAUCAAGAGAGGGAUUGCUGAGUAUUGGGGUGAUAAGGACAUGUUUGAAAUGGGAGGGGAAGGUGUCUUAGGAAUGAAAGCCGGAAGUGGUGUGCAAGGUGCAAGCAGGCAUUGCGGGGGAUGGAGUGGAGGAAUAGCAAGGGAAGAUUAUCAGGGUGACAGACAGAGGAACCACCAACACUCCCAUAACAAGCCCUCUGAACGGAACGCUGAUCAUUGGAUCAUCAAUAUGGUCUUGGAAAUUUCAAUUUCAUAUUCCCUGAGUACUGCUUCUUGUAAUAAUCACAUCUGCUCGCACAGUGUUCCAAACCUUUAUCCAGACUAAGUGGUUUUAAGAAUGUACCUGAUUUUUUUCAAGUUGUUUCUGUGUUCCAUAUGGAUGAAGAGGUCAUAGUAGCAUCUCUCUGUCCUGUGCCUGAGGAAGGGGCCUGUUCAGUGAAACGCGUAGUGCUACUGAAGUGAAAUGUAACCUUUUUAUGACCUUGCUAUAUUUUGUGCUUUAUUUUUAUACAUUUCAAUAUUUCUGGUCUUUUUUCUUUCAGUUCUUAGUAACACGUUUUAUAUGCAUCUAUUGAUAUUUUUACACUCAUAGCUGAUACUGUUGUUAUAUGUGUUUAUUAUAUGAACAAUGAAACGUUAUUUAUUGUGUAAUGACAAGUGUUUCACUAAACUGGGACACUGUUGUACAUUGAAAUCUGAAUAAGACAUGUUAAUUAAAGAA